Messenger RNA from Oncorhynchus gorbuscha (pink salmon), 2512 nucleotides. RefSeq names its product baculoviral IAP repeat-containing protein 7-like. Gene Ontology annotation, biological process: positive regulation of protein ubiquitination; regulation of cell cycle; negative regulation of apoptotic process. Lineage: Eukaryota; Metazoa; Chordata; Actinopteri; Salmoniformes; Salmonidae. Gene Ontology annotation, cellular component: nucleus; cytoplasm. The transcript is spliced from 8 exons. Gene Ontology annotation, molecular function: ubiquitin protein ligase activity; cysteine-type endopeptidase inhibitor activity involved in apoptotic process. The record is from RefSeq and is a predicted model, not a curated record. Bases 83 to 1339 code for a protein of 418 amino acids.
AUCCCUUCAUACAGCUGCAGGGAAUAUAUGUCCAGCACUGUGCGCUCCGCGCUACCACAGUCCACUAUGGAACGGAAAGGGGAUGACUGGCACAGGACCGAAGAAGAAAGAAGACACCACAAGUCCCAGGAUGACGGGUUACAGGAGCGAGAUGCUCUAUGUUCUGGAGAAGCCCCAGAUGCGAGGCGAGGAGGAGCGGCUUCGAACUUUUGAAAACUGGCGGAGGGACACACCAGUCACCGCGGGCAACCUGGCCAGAGCGGGAUUCUAUUUUCUGGGGACAGAAGAUAAGGUUCAGUGCUUCUGUUGCGGAGGGAUCCUGCGGUACUGGGUCCAUGGGGACAGUCCGAUCCUCGAACACAAGAGGCACUUCCCCACCUGUAGUUUCGUGCUGGGUAGGGCCGUUGGGAAUAUCCCGCUGUUUGUCGUUUCCAGGUCCCCUUCUGACUCCGUGGACGGUCAGCUGUUGAGCCAGCUCCAGAGGAUGACCGUGGACGACCAGGGAACGGCCGGGCAGGCUGUCUACCCUGAGAUGGAGUUAGAGGAAUCCCGGCUCACCACAUUCCACAACUGGCCCACGGGUGCUGCGGUCCAGCCCAAUGUUCUGGCGAGGGCAGGAUUCUUCUACACAGGCCACGGUGACAACGUAAAAUGCUUUCACUGUGACGGAGGGCUGAGGAACUGGGAACCUGGAGAUGACCCCUGGCAGGAGCAUGCCAAGUGGUUCCCACGAUGUGACUUCCUGAUCCAGACGAGAGGACGUGACUAUGUCAGUAACAUCCAGGCUACCCACUUCCACAGAGAGACUGUGGGUGGAUCACAGGCACCGGUGUCUCAAGAAAUUACUUCAGAAAAUGACGUGGUGGGUGGUCUGGGCACACCCGCAGUCAUGCUGUCUCCUGUGGUCCAGACCGUACUCCAGAUGGGCUUUGAGGCUGGCCUGCUGGAGAGUCUGGUCCAGACCAAGUACCUGCUGACCGGCCAGCACUACACCUCCGUGUCUGGCCUGGUCACUGACGUACUGGCUGCUGAGGAGGAGGACAGGACCAGGGGGCUGCAGAGCAGAGUCCAGGAGCCGGUGGAGAGACAGGGUCCCAGUGCAGGAGGGGUCAGGACACAGACACCCAUUAGAGAAAAAGUGGGAGACUCCACCCCUGAGGAGCUCCUGCGUCAGCUGCAGGAGGAGCGGACAUGUAAGGUGUGUAUGGACAAGCUGGUAUCCAUCGUCUUCAUCCCCUGUGGUCAUCUGGUGGUGUGUAGCGACUGUGCUGCCAGCCUGCGUCACUGCCCCAUCUGCAGAGCCACCAUCAGAGGCAGCGUCCGAGCAUUCAUGUCCUGAGAGUCGCAUUCAAGUACAAGACCCUUGUGCUUUUGUUUGCCUUUGACAAAUGAAGAGAGAUUCUACAACCCCUCGGGGCGGCUCAUCUUUCUAUAGGUGCUGUGAGAAUUUUGUGAAUAUGUCCCCUGGAUUUUAGAUGCCUGACAGAUCUGACCCAUUCUCCUAACCUCAAUACUGUUCAGCUGUUGAUUUGCCCUGCUCAAAAUAACCUCCAAAAUCAAAAUGGCUUCUUUUUGGAUGUAGUAAAAGUUGUUGAAUAUAUUUAUUUUGAUACAGUAAACACAUUUCCAAUAUAAUUAUUGGUGUUUACAGAGAUCAUCUGGCAGAGCAAGAAUAUCAGUCCAACUGCACAUCAGAUUACAGUUAGUUUGUACAAAUACUAAAAAUAAUCCCUAAAACAAAUUACCCAGAAUUGGUUUAUUAAAAGUAUACAUCAUUUGGCCUCCCGAGUGGCGCAGCGGUCUUAGGCACUGCAUUGCAGUGCUUGAGGCGUCACUACAGACCCGGUUGCAACCCGGAGACCCAUGAGGUGGCACACAAUUGGCCCAGCAUCGUCCAGGUUAGGGGAGGUUUGGCCGGCCAUAAUGUCCUUGUCCCAUCGCACUCUAGCGACUCCUGUGGCGGGCCGGGCGCAUAAACAUGCUGACACAGUUGCCGGUUGUAUGGCGUUUCCCCCGACACAUUGGUGCGGCUGGCUUCCGUGUUGGGCGAGCAGUGUGUCAAGAAGCAAUGCGGAAUGGAAGGGGUGUUUCGAUGGACGCAUGGCUCUCGACCUUUUGCCUCUCCCGAGUCCGUACGGGAGUUGCAGCGAUGGGACAAGACUGUAACUACCAAUUGAAUACCACGAACUUGGGGAGAAAAAGUACAACAUUUGUUUAUUAACAAACUGAUAUUUACACUAUUGAACACAGCACAGGUCUGGACAAAUAUGAUUACAUAAUUGAGUCACAUGAAGAGGACUACAAAAUAAAGACAAAUACAAAUAGAAAAACAAUUAUCUACAAAGUGGACUUUUUUUCCAGUGGUAUCCAUUACAUGACCACAAUAGGCUCCAACUAACCAAUGUCAGGCUCUUUCAUUCCCUGUUGCAGAGGCUGUAUUGCAUUGAAAGGAAAAAAACUGUUCCUGUAAAUCAAAUUAUUUUAGGUGUCUAAAGAUAUUUUUUUAUCAAGA